This is a messenger RNA of Arvicola amphibius (Eurasian water vole), 2034 nucleotides long. Its product is annotated as zinc finger protein 157-like. NCBI's taxonomy places the organism in Eukaryota, Metazoa, Chordata, Mammalia, Rodentia, Cricetidae. The coding region runs from base 1 to 2034 and encodes 677 amino acids. Gene Ontology annotation, molecular function: DNA-binding transcription repressor activity, RNA polymerase II-specific. The transcript is spliced from 3 exons. Gene Ontology annotation, biological process: negative regulation of transcription by RNA polymerase II. The record is from RefSeq and is a predicted model, not a curated record.
AUGAGAAGUGUGUCAUUGCAGCCGUUGGUGUCAUUUGAGGACGUGGCUGUGGACUUCACAUGGCAGGAGUGGCAGGAGCUGGAUGCUGCUCAGAGGACCCUCUAUAGGGAUGUGAUGCUGGAGAACUACAGUAGCCUGGUGUGGCUGGGGCACUGUUUAGCCAAGCCUGAGCUGAUCUCCAAGUUGGAACAAGGAUUGGCGCCGUGGAGUGGUGCCGAAGUCGCAGAGCAGUGCCUACCAGACGCCCGUAAAUGGGAUGCCCUGACGGAAACAAGACAGCAGGCUCAAGAGAAGUAUUUGGGUCGACUUGAAAUCACCAAGAGAGAUACACCAAAUGAAGAUAUGGUUGAAGUAGAAAACAUAUUCAAUGCGGACUCAAACUGCAUUUCAAAUGUGAACAUGAAAAAUGAAGUCUAUUAUAGGAAGUUCCAUCAGGAGCUUGUUAAUCCAUGGCAAGAUGUACCUUUGCCUAGUGAGCCUUCGGAGAGGCAGGGAACAGAAGUAACUCACGAUUUAAAAGGAACAUGGGACGUUCUCUUGUAUCCUGACCAUUCCAUUCACCACAGCAAGGAGAAGUGUUCAGAGUUUCAUUUUCAGUAUUUUGGGCCAGAUGACACCUUCCACACAAAACCUAAGAAGUUUCAUGUUCAGGCAACUAGUAGUACAUUCAGUGACUGUGAGAAAUCCUUGGAUGAAGUGGCACAUCCUGCCCAACAUAUGACUCAGUUAAGAAAGAAAGCAUUGGGAUGGAAUACAGAUCAUAAAAUACACCCAAGCAAGACUGAACUCAGUAACCAUGACAACGUGCACAUGGCAGAAAAAGGUUAUAAAUGUGAUUCUGAGAAACCCAUGCUUAACGAAUCAGACCUUAAGAAACAUCAGGAAGCAUAUGCAGAGAGAGAGCCCCAGGGACAUAAGGAAAACACCAAAUUCUUCUGUCUGGAUGCUGAACUACAAACGGUUGAUCAGAAAACGCACAUUGAGAAACACAUUUGUGAAGGUAAAGUGUCUGAGAAAACCUUUUACCAUGAGUCACAUCACAUCAACCACCAGAGAUCACACACUUGUGAGGAACCCUGUGAGUGUGAAGAAUAUAGGAAAACCAUCUGUGAUAAGUCAGCCCUCACCCAACAUCAGAGACUUUAUACAGAUGAUAAAUCCUGUGAGUGCAGAGAAUGCAGUCAGGCUUUCUACCCCAAUCCUCUACUGUCUCAAUAUCAGAGAGCGCAUACAGAGGUACAGCAAAAUGAAUGCAUAAUUUACUUCUAUAUAUCAAGCCUCACUCAACACCACACUCCCACUCUUAAGAAACCUUAUGGAUGCAGCGAUUGUAUGAAAACUUUCUCCCAUAAGUCUCAACUUACUCGCCAUCAGAGAACUCAUACAGGGGAGAAGCCCCAUGAAUGUAAAGAAUGCAGGAAAGCUUUCUGCCACAAGUCACACCUUAUCCGGCAUCAGGGAAUCCAUGCACCUGAAAAACCCUACGAAUGUAAAGAAUGUAAGAAAGCUUUCUACCUGAAGGCACAACUCACUCAACAUCAGAGAACUCAUACAGGGGAGAAGCCUUUUGAGUGUAAAGAAUGCCAGAAAGCGUUCUUCCGUAAUUCACACCUCACUCAACAUCAGAAGAUCCAUACAGGCGAGAAGCCACACAAAUGUAAAGAAUGUGGGAAUGCCUUUGCCCGUAAGUCACACCUCACUCAACAUCAGAAAACCCACACAGGUGAGAGGCCCUACGAGUGUAAAGAAUGUGGGAAAACCUUUUCUCGCAAGUCACAAGUGAUGCAACACGAGACAACUCAUACUGGCGAGAAACCCUAUGAAUGUAAAGAAUGCAGGAAAACUUUCUAUCUUAAAGCAUAUCUGACUCGGCAUCAGGUAAUUCAUAAACCCGAGAAGCCAUUUGGAUGUAAGAAAUGUGGGAAAACUUUCUCACGUAAGUCAUACCUCACACGCCACCAGAAGACACACAGAGCUGAGAAACCCAACCUAGGUGAGAAAUAUAGGGAUGCAAAUUAUGAAGAACUUUCUUAA